Messenger RNA from Aspergillus ochraceoroseus IBT 24754, 2544 nucleotides. RefSeq names its product translation initiation factor 2A. Gene Ontology annotation, molecular function: protein binding; ribosome binding; mRNA binding. The transcript has 6 exons. Gene Ontology annotation, biological process: translational initiation. Gene Ontology annotation, cellular component: cytosolic small ribosomal subunit. NCBI's taxonomy places the organism in Eukaryota, Fungi, Ascomycota, Eurotiomycetes, Eurotiales, Aspergillaceae. The record is from RefSeq and is a predicted model, not a curated record. Bases 477 to 2489 code for a protein of 670 amino acids.
CCCCGUCCACCCCUCCUACAGUCGUCCUGUCCUGUUUCUUGCUGGCAUUGACUUGUCAAGCACUGAUCCUUAUUUAAACUAACCUGGACUGGAGACUUGACAAUAGUUUCCCAACCUGCCCAGUUCCGCCAUCGCUCGCCUCGUUCUCAGUGUGUGUGUUGUGUGUGCAAGACAAACAACCCUUCGCCACGCCUAGCCUCAACCCUUGAAUACAACCCUUUGUCUCGUCAGUAGCGUUACUUUUCGCCUUUAUCCAGUCGCCUAUUGUUGUCUGUAUCUCGGGAUUACGCCCUCCUCUUGCCUGUGCAUACUCAUCGGCCCAGCGGGGAACCUGCGUUCAGCUCUUCCACAGCCUGAAUUGGUGGAUUCCAGCACUACAACACACUACAACUUUCGCGCACAUUUAUCGCUACUACCAGAGUUUUUUGUGCAUUCAAGUCUGUUUGACAAGAUUGAAGAACAUUUAACUACUUAAGAUGGCUGCUCCUACACAACUUGCUUUCCGUACCGUUAAGGGAAUUGGCAUCUUGGAUGCGGAUCCUGUUUACGAGCCGUUGGCAGGAUUUGAGAGACCUGAAGGGAACCUCCGUUGCAGUGCUUAUUCUCCCUGCGGUCGAUACUUUGCUUGGGCAUCUCCGGAGAAGGUCACCAUUAUCGAUCCCUCUGUCGGACAUGUUGUUUCUACCAUCCCCGCCGAGAACGUCUUUGAGUUGGGAUUCUCGCCUCUCGGAACAUACCUGAUCACCUGGCAGCGUCCAUCGAAGGAUGAAAAUGGCGAUGCUGUCAGGAAUCUGAAAGUCUGGCAGGUGGUGGAAUCGCCAGACAGCAACGGGGCGGAUCGGAUUGUGGGCAGCUACGUCCAGAAGUCGCAGACUGGGUGGAAUCUGCAGUAUACCUCAGAUGAGCGCUACUGUGGCCGCGUCGUCACGAACGAAGUCCAGUUUUUCCAGAGCGAUAACCUGUCCAAGGUCUGGAAUAAGCUGCACGUGGAGGGGGUCGCUGAUUUUGCUCUCUCCCCCGGUCAGAAUCACUCGGUUGCUGUUUUCAUUCCUGAGCGCAAGGGACAACCCGCCGCAGUUAAGGUGUUUUUGGUGCCUCAGUUUGGAGCGGCUGUUUCUCAGAAGACUUUCUUCAAGGGUGACAAGGUCCAAUUGAAGUGGAACGCUUCAGGCACUACUCUGAUUGUUCUUGCCCAGACCGAUGUCGACAAGACUGGCAAGAGUUACUACGGAGAAACUACUUUGUACCUUCUUAGUACUAGUGGCGGAUUUGACUCUCGUGUGCAUCUAGACAAGGAGGGCCCGAUUCAUGACGUUACCUGGUCUCCCAAUUCCAAGGAGUUUGGUGUUGUGUAUGGCUAUAUGCCCGCAAAGACGACUAUUUUCAACGUCCGCGGUGUCACCAAGCACAGCUUCCCCGUCAGCCCAAGGAAUACCAUCCUGUUUUCUCCUCAUGGUCGCUUCGUCCUGGUGGCCGGCUUUGGAAACCUAGCGGGUCAGAUGGAUAUCUACGAUAUGGAGAAGAACUACAACAAGAUCACUACUGUGGAGGCAUCGAACUCGAGUGUGUGUGAAUGGUCCCCCGAUGGCCAGACCAUCUUGACGGCCACCACCAGCCCUCGGCUGAGAGUUGACAAUGGCCUCCGUCUGUGGCAUGUCAGUGGCGCCUUGAUGUACAACGAGGAGAUCAACGAGCUUUACGAAGUGUGCUGGCGCCCACAGUCGACUACCCAGCACCCCAUGGCCGAUCCGUUCAACCCCCUGCCUACUCCUCAUCCCUCCGCGCUGGCCUAUCUCAGCACGAAGAAAGCCCCAGUCAAGCCCGCUGGUGCCUACCGUCCUCCCGGUGCGCGUGGCCAGCUCACCCCCUUGGCUUUCCGCCGUGAAGACGAGGGUGGCGCUGCGUUCAUCCGUGAUGGAGCCCCAGCUGGAGGCGCCUUGAACGGAUUCGGUCGCUCCCGCAGACGUGAGGUCCCCGGUGCUGAGCCAGUUGAGGAAUAUCUUCCCCCCGGAGCCGCUCCUGGAGGAGGUGUCGCCUUGCCUCCUGGUGUGGAACAGCCCGAGAAGCUGUCCAAAUCGGCCGCUAGGAACAAGAAGAAGCGCGAGGCCCGGAAGCUUAAGGAUGGACAGGGGGAAGAGGGACCUACUAUUGACCGCAGCCCUGCCCGAGGAGAGAAAAACACCGAUAACGGCCGGCCCAAGGGCCACGGCGGCGAAGGCCACCAUCCCCGCAAGAACGGACACCACCAGCAGCAAUCCAAUGGUGCCGCAUCGACCAAGCAGAGUGCCCACGUCAGCGCUGCCAUCGAUGCGGGCGCUCCCACUGCGCAGGAAAAGAAGAUACGCGGACUUCUCAAGAAGAUCCGGGCGAUUGACGAGCUGAAAAUGCGCCUAGCCGGUGGUGAGAAGUUGGAGGAUACGCAGAUGAAGAAGAUCCAGACGGAAGAUGCUGUGCGCAAGGAACUGGACGGGUUGGGCUACGCUGGAUAAGAAACUCUUCUCUCUUUUUUUUUUCUUUUUUUUUUUUUUUUUUUUUUUUCUUCUU